Pistacia vera is the source of this 1149-nucleotide messenger RNA. RefSeq lists its product as uncharacterized. NCBI's taxonomy places the organism in Eukaryota, Viridiplantae, Streptophyta, Magnoliopsida, Sapindales, Anacardiaceae. The record is from RefSeq and is a predicted model, not a curated record. Bases 1 to 1149 code for a protein of 382 amino acids. The transcript has 4 exons.
AUGAAAAAGACUAGGCUUGGCGGAUUGGUUACUGACUAUGAAUAUCUAACUAUGCAUGAAGAUGAAACAAUCAUUGAUUUUCAUGGAAGGAUAUGUGAUGUGUCUAAUGAGUGUUAUGAUUUGGGUAAAGUCUAUAGUAAUGUUGAACUUGUCAAGAAAGUCUUGUGCUCACUGCCCAAGAGAUUUAUGUCAAAGAUGACCUUAAUCGAAGAAUGUCGAGAUUUGGAUGCCAUGCAAUUGGAUGAGUUGAUUGGAUCCUCACAAACUUUCGAACUCAGUUUGAAAAGAUGGGACAAGAAGCCAGGUAAAGGCUUUGCUUUGAAGCAUGAGUCUAGUCCUGCUUCUUUUCGAAAAAGUUUUCAAAAGAACAUGAAAAUAAGAUCAAAGGCAUUAAGUGUUUUGAGUGUGAGGGUUAUGGUUACAUCCAGUCUGAGUGUGCCAACACUGAAGAAAAAGGGUAAAUCAAUGGCUGCUAACCUAAGUGAGCGUGAUGAGGAAGAAAAUGAGAGUGAGGAAGAUGAACAUACUAAGGCCAUUAUUGAGAAGUUAAAUACAACUUCUUACAAUCUUGAUGAAGUGUUGGAUCAAGGGAAGAUUUUUGAAGAUAGAUCAGGUUUGGGAUUCACUCCAAGUGCGGGCACAUAUACAUUUGGUGUGUGCAUAUUCAUCAAGGCUUCAAAAUCUCUUUCUAUUGCUAUUGCUGCUGCUGACAAUCAAUCUCUGAAGAGAAUACAUGCUUCACCAGUUAUGGAAGAAGACAAGAAGCAUAAAGCACUUCCUAAAGAAAUUCUUAAAGCCAAUGAAGAUCAUGAGAUGUUACAAAUUAAGGAUCACACAUCAAAGGAGAUUGAGCAUGAAGUAGACGUUGAAGUUGAACGAGUUCUCCAAGAAGAAAAGAUUGAACAACAGCAAAAGCAAACUGUCUUAAAGGAGAAGCUUGAGAAAAAUCAAGUUGUCCUAAAGGAGAAGCUUGAGCAAGAAGAACACAUUCAAGUUAAGGAUCAAAAGGAUGAAACAUCGACAACAUUCUAUUUUGACUUGAAGACUAUAGUGCGUGACAACUCUCCUAGGAAGAUCAAUGACAACGUAUAUUUAUUUGCUCCAAAAGAGGACUUAUUACUCUACUUCAAGUAUCACCCAACUUAUUGA